Globicephala melas (long-finned pilot whale) is the source of this 480-nucleotide messenger RNA. RefSeq names its product regulator of G protein signaling 13 (gene RGS13). NCBI's taxonomy places the organism in Eukaryota, Metazoa, Chordata, Mammalia, Artiodactyla, Delphinidae. The record is from RefSeq and is a predicted model, not a curated record.
AUGAGCAGGCGGAAUUGUUGGAUUUGUAAGAUGUGCAGAGAUGACUCUAAGAGGCCUCCUUCAAACCUUACUUUGGAGGAAGCAUUACAGUGGGCCCAGUCUUUUGAAAAGUUGAUGGCUACGAAAUAUGGUCCGGUAGUCUAUGCAGCAUACUUAAAAAUGGAGCACAGUGAUGAAAAUAUUAAAUUCUGGAUGGCGUGUGAAACCUAUAAGAAAGUUGCCUCACAGAGGAGCAGAACUUCUAGGGCCAAGAAGCUUUAUAGGACUUACAUCCAGCCACAGUCCCCUAGAGAGAUUAACAUUGACAGUUCGACAAGAGAAACCAUCAUCAAGAAUAUUCAAGAACCCACUCAAACGUGUUUUGAAGAGGCUCAAAAAAUAGUGCAUAUGCACAUGGAAAGGGAUUCCUAUCCCAGGUUUCUAAAGUCAGAAAUGUACCAGAAACUUCUGAAGACUAUUCAACCCAACAACAAUUCUUGA